Messenger RNA from Pseudovirgaria hyperparasitica, 1380 nucleotides. RefSeq lists its product as uncharacterized. The transcript is spliced from 5 exons. The coding region runs from base 1 to 1380 and encodes 459 amino acids. The record is from RefSeq and is a predicted model, not a curated record. Lineage: Eukaryota; Fungi; Ascomycota; Dothideomycetes; Acrospermales; Acrospermaceae. Gene Ontology annotation, molecular function: pyridoxal phosphate binding; transferase activity, transferring alkyl or aryl (other than methyl) groups. Gene Ontology annotation, biological process: transsulfuration.
AUGGGUGAACCACUCUCACAACACUUUGAAACGCUGCAGCUACAUGCUGGCCAUUCGCCAGACACAGCUACCAAUUCACGCGCAGUUCCGAUCUACGCGACGACGUCUUUCGUCUUCAAUGACUCCGCUCAUGGAGCUCGCCUUUUCGGCCUAAAGGAGUUUGGCAAUAUCUACAGUCGUAUCAUGAACCCUACUGUCGAUGUGUUCGAACAACGCAUUGCAGCCCUCGAAGGCGGCGUAGCAGCUGUCGCAGCCUCGUCCGGACAAGCGGCACAGUUCAUGACCUUCGCUGCUCUUGCUCAGGUCGGUGACAACAUUGUUUCCACCACCAACCUCUACGGCGGCACAUACAACCAGCUCAAGGUAUUACUACCAAGACUGGGCAUCAAGACGAAGUUCGUCAAUGGAGACAAGCCCGAGGACUUCAAGGCUGCUAUCGACGACCACACCAAGGCCAUCUACAUUGAGAGCAUUGGUAACCCCAAGUACAACAUUCCAGACUUUGAGAAAAUUGCAGAAAUUGCUCACGCAGCCGGAGUACCAGUGGUGGUGGACAACACGUUCGGUGCUGGAGGCUUCUACGUUCAGCCAAUCAAGCACGGAGCUGACAUCGUGAUUCACUCAGCGACCAAGUGGAUCGGUGGGCAUGGAACGACCAUCGGCGGUAUCGUUGUAGACAGCGGCAAGUUCGACUGGGGAAAGAACGCAAAGCGCUUCCCGCAAUUCAAUGACCCAGCCGAAGGCUACCAUGGCCUGAAGUUCUACGACACAUUCGGGCCCAUCACAUUCGCAAUCCGGCUCCGUGUUGAGAUUCUGCGUGACUUGGGCGCCUGCCUGAGCCCCUUCUCGGCACAGCAGCUCCUCAUUGGUAUCGAGAGCUUGAGCUUGAGGGCCGAGAGAAUUGCCUCGAACGCCUUGACUCUUGCGCAAUGGCUCGAAGCAAACGAGAACGUCUCCUGGGUCUCGUAUCCAGGUCUUUCAAGCCAUGCGUCAAACGGGCUUGCGAAGCAAUACUUGAAGAGAGGAUUCGGUGGUGUGUUGUCCUUUGGCGUCAAGGGCGGUGCUACAGCCGGAAGCCAGAUCGUAGACAACUUCAAGCUGAUCUCGAACCUGGCAAACGUUGGUGAUGCCAAAACUCUUGCCAUUCACCCCUGGACAACGACCCACGAACAGCUGUCGGACGAAGAGAAGAUCAACAGUGGCGUGACCGAAGAUCUGAUCCGCAUCUCGGUCGGAUACGAACACAUCGACGACAUCAAGGCUGAUUUUACUCAGUCGUUCGCAGCGUCGGCCACGAAGCCAGGCGAGAGCGGUGCAGCUGGCAACGCAGAGGCUGGCAAGAAGGCAGAAGGCGAUGCUGCGCUGGCGGGAUCUGUGUAG